AUGCCACCGAUUUUUCAAGUAGAAGGUGACCCGAGUUCGCAACAGCAAUCACUAGUAAUGACAACCAACCGUGGGAACUUCUCGAGGUUGAGGUUAGGGCCAGAAGGAAUCUAUGAAGUUUACACGUGGUUCCCUAAUCAUCGAGAAUGGAAAUUAUCAUGGUCAGUAAAUGAUUCAUGCUUCUGGAGUAGAUCAUGUAAAUCGUACAGCUUCUGCUCCGAAUACACAAGGCCCCUAUGUAACUGUAUCGAAGGAUUUAAUCAGAAGUUGGAUAAUGGGUGGACCGGAUGUACGAGAGGGACUAAUAUGAGUUGCAGUCAAGAUCGGUUUACUACACUACAUAACAUGAAACUGCCGAAUGAUAGACAUGAUCAUGAGAUGUGGAGUGGUGGUCUACAAAUACAAGUCUGUGAGAAGUAUUGCCUUGCAGAUUGCCAUUGCACCGCAUAUGCGUUCAUGGAAAGCCGAAAAGGGCAGGGUAUAUGUGUGAAUUGGUCUGGAGAGCUCGAAGAUAUGCGAAACUAUACUUUCGGCGGUCAUGACCUGCAUGUCAGAAUUGCAGCUAUGGAUCACGGAAGAACCAAAAACAGAAAUAAAAUAAUAGGUUUCAGUAUUGGGGUGAGCAUUUUGCUUCUUUUAAGCUUUAUAAUUUUCCGCUUAUGGAAAAGGAAGCAGAAGCAAUCAAUAGCAAUUCCAAAUCCAGGUAAAUCAACAACUUUCAUUGCCUUUAUUUAUUAUAUCUGCCAAGAUUCGAUAAUGAAAGUGGUAAUAUCAAGCAAGAGACGAACAAUAGGAGAUAUAAAAACAGAGGAUCUAGAGCUUCAACUGAUGGAUUUUGAAGCUAUAGCCAACUCAACAAACAAUUUUUCUAACACCAACAAGCUUGGAAAAGGUGGUUUCGGUAUUGUUUACAAGGGAACGUUACUUGGUGGGAAAGAAAUUGCGGUAAAGAAAUUAUCAAAAACGUCUUCACAAGGGACAGAUGAGUUUGAGAAUGAGGUUGGACUCAUUGCAAGGCUGCAGCAUAUUAACCUUGUCCAGCUUCUUGGUUGUUGCGCUGACAAGGGGGAGAAGUUGUUGAUCUAUGAAUAUUUAGAGAAUCUAAGCCUUGAUUCUCAUCUCUUUGACAAAAGCCGACGCGUCAAAUUAAAUUGGCAACUGAGAGUUGAUAUUGCAAAUGGUGUUGCAAAAGGACUGUUAUAUCUUCACCAGGACUCACGGUUUAGGAUCAUCCAUAGAGAUUUGAAAGUAAGUAACGUUUUGCUUGAUAAAAAUAUGAUUCCAAAGAUCUCUGACUUUGGCAUGGCUAGGAUUUUUGGACGGGAUGAGACAGAAGUUAAAACCCGGAAGGUGGUUGGAACUUAUGGCUACAUGUCUCCGGAAUAUGCAAUGAAUGGGAUAUUCUCGGUGAAAUCAGAUGUCUUCAGUUACGGGAUCUUACUUCUUGAGAUUAUAAGUGGCAAGAGGAGUACAGGAUUUUACAACUCAUAUGGUGGCCUUAGUCUCCACGGUUGGGUGUGGAGGAACUGGAAGGAAGGAAAAACGCUAGACAUCAUAGAUCCAAUCAUAAUAGAUUCUACGUCGUCAUCGUCAACGUUCAAGACACAUGAAGCCUCAAGAUACAUACAUAUUGGUCUCUUGUGUGUUCAAGACCGUGCUGAAGACAGACCAGAGAUGUCGUCUGUAACGGUGAUGCUUGGAAGCGAAACUACGACUCUUCCUGAGCCGAAACAGCCAGCGUUUUGCGUUGGGAAAGGUCCUCUUGAGCCUGAACUAAGUAAACAGGGUGACGAUGAGUGGACAGUGAACCAAAUCACUCGCUCCGUUAUUGACGCUCGGUAAAUUUGAAAGUUGCUAAGCGGGUCUGUUUAAUGUUUUAGCAAGUUUGUACUAUUAAAUAGCAGAAUCGCAUUUUUUUUUUAGACCAAAAAAAAUAGCAGAAUCGCCUUUAUAAGAAGAGUACACGAUGUAACAAAAAAGAGUACAAUGGCUCCGAAAUGCAGUAAUAACAAUUUAC
This is a messenger RNA of Raphanus sativus (radish), 2017 nucleotides long. RefSeq names its product receptor-like serine/threonine-protein kinase SD1-8. The record is from RefSeq and is a predicted model, not a curated record. Gene Ontology annotation, biological process: recognition of pollen; protein phosphorylation. Lineage: Eukaryota; Viridiplantae; Streptophyta; Magnoliopsida; Brassicales; Brassicaceae. Gene Ontology annotation, molecular function: ATP binding; protein serine/threonine kinase activity. The transcript has 7 exons. The coding region runs from base 1 to 1842 and encodes 613 amino acids.